Molecule: messenger RNA, 1616 nt
Organism: Alosa sapidissima (American shad)
Lineage: Eukaryota; Metazoa; Chordata; Actinopteri; Clupeiformes; Clupeidae
Product: leptin receptor gene-related protein
Exons: 4
Coding region: 131-526 (131 amino acids)
Biological process (GO): late endosome to vacuole transport via multivesicular body sorting pathway; negative regulation of growth hormone receptor signaling pathway
Cellular component (GO): endosome
Source: RefSeq, a predicted model, not a curated record
CAUGAUGAUGAGGUCCGUUCCGGCAGCUGUUUCUUUAAGACCAUCAGCUGGUGAAACCCCACGAAAAGGAGGAAAUAGGAAGUGGCUUCUGAACUCUUAGCACAAAGACAAGAAACUGAUUUUGCGAAACAUGGCUGGGAUUAAAGCAUUGGUGGGACUGUCCUUCAGUGGGGCUAUUGGAUUAACAUUCCUUUUGUUGAGCUGUGCAUUGGAUCAGUAUGGAGUGUAUUGGCCAUUUUUCGUCCUCAUCUUCUACGUGCUGUGCCCCAUCCCUCACUUUAUUGCGCGGAGAGUCAGUGAUGAUGGGGACUCAGGCAGUAAUGCCUGUCGCGAGCUGGCAUACUUUCUCACCAGUGGUAUUGUGGUGUCUGCGUUCGGUCUGCCCAUAGUCCUUGCUCACGUAUAUGUGAUCCAGUGGGGAGCCUGUGGACUGGUGUUGGCUGGCAACACGGUCAUCUUCCUCACCAUCCUGGGUUUCUUCCUGGUGUUCGGUGGCGGGGAUGAUUUUAGCUGGGAGCAGUGGUAGGGAGCCCCCACCCUAUGAAGACGAAGCUGAAGAGAAGAGAGUGGACUCCCCCCCCCCCCCCCCCCCUCCUCCAGCCCCUCAUAUACAGUGCACUUAGGUGGGGGGAAGGAGUGCAAUGGGAAAAACAAGGCCAAACUGUACUGCUAAUGCAAAUGUUAUGCUUUUGCAGCAGAAAAUCCCCCUAGAAUGGGAAGAGCAUGAGAGGACAUGAAUUCAGAAGGCCAAAAUACAAAUAAGGGAUGGAGAAAGCUGGAUUGAGGCGCACUAUCACAGGGUUCUGCUUGCGUUACGACUGCUCGUAGACAGUGGUCUUUAACUAAGCCCCGCCUUUGUCUGUGGCCGUCUCUUCCACACUCCUCUCUGUACACACUCACACACACACACACACACACACACACACACACACACACACACACAUAUAUAUAAAAAAAAUGGAUGUGGUGGUUACCCUCCACCUGUCAGUCGUCCCCUUUGAGGUCCUCCUGUUUCAGCAGAGGCACCUGCUUUUGUCUCUUGCAAUGGACCAUCUUCAAAUGUAUCAUGCCUCUUUUGAUUUUGAAUGUGGCAGGGAUGGUCAUCGUACUGCUCUGGUGUCUCUUUCUAGCUUUGUAUUGGCGGCUUUUUCUAUGGUUAAGUCCAGAUCCACUCUCUUGCAAUAUGAUUGUUUUUCAUUUUAAUGCGGCUGUGGAUGACUGAAGUCACUAUCAUGCUGAGUUGACAUCAGUCUUGUAAUCAACAUAACCCAUUCUAAUCUCAGCUAUAUUUACUAAUGUCUAAGUGAUUUUCAGGAUUUCUGUAUUACGGAUGAUAUUCCAUCUCACCCCCUUCUAAUAUGGGAGGUUUUAAAAUGUAAAAGUUUACACUACCAUAACCAAAGCUGAUUGAAGCUAUAUUCAUCUGUUCAGAUUUACACUCUUUUCUCAAAUGUACUUUCUCAACACAAUCAUGCUAUAGGAUUUGCAAUCAAAGGGAUUUUCUUUGAUGUACAGCAGGCACCUUUUUGUAAAACUGACAAAGUGAAUAUGUUGAGUGCAUGACUGUCUUUGUUGAAGGCAGUCAAAUUAUAAGAACACUUGUUGUUUUUUUUAUU